This is a messenger RNA of Parnassius apollo (apollo), 639 nucleotides long. The record is from the annotation of a GenBank genome assembly. Lineage: Eukaryota; Metazoa; Arthropoda; Insecta; Lepidoptera; Papilionidae.
AUGCCGAAAAUAUUGUCUGAUGACGACAUAAAAAAUGCACUGGACGAGUUAUUUGGCUUACCUUACGACCCCGACAUUUCGGAAGACGAAUACGAACAAGAACCGGAUAAUUUAGAUACGUAUGAAGGUAUGACGCUAUAUGAUAUUCUUAGUGGUGCGAACGAAACCGAUUCUACCCAGGAGAAAAACGACUCUAAUUUAGAAGAAUCAUUUAAUCAGCCGUCAACAUCUGGUCUACAUUUAGACAGCCGCAACAAUGAGUCUACUCAGGUGACACACGACUCGGACGACGAACGUGAGACAUCAAUUCAUUCCUCAACAUCUGGUCUUCAUUUAGACAGACGCCGUAACCGUUUACUUGACUCUCCUCCUGAACCACCAUUCAGCCAACUUCCUACAGCUGUUGAUACAUUUUCUGAAACUGAUGAUUCGAAUGGUGCAGAAGAUCAGUGGAAAAAAGUUAUCUGGUCUCCACAACCAAACAUGGAUGAUUUUGACCGUGUUCGUUUACAAGGAACUCAAUUCCUUUCAUCCCAGACAAGGCCUACAACAUAUUUCACACGUUUCUUCGAUGACGAUAUUUUUACACAUAUUGUAACACAAACCAAUCUCCUAUGCAGAACAAAAUCAAAGUCGUAA